CUGGAAUUACAGAUGGGAGCCACCGCACCAGGCCUGUGGUUCUCUGCCACCCGGUGGAGAAGGCGGGAACAACCUCUCGGGCUAGCCUCUGCCUUUCCCGAACGCCUCACUACACUCACUGGAGAAGACCACGGCCCCAAGGGACCGCGACAGGUCCCAGGCGAGGUGCACCGAGUCGGCGAGCACUGCGUGGCACUGUGCGCACUGGAAAACAGCGCACCUCUCAGGCUGCAGCCAAGACGGCAGCUGCGAGACGGCGGCCGGCUCCUCAGCCCCCAGCCCUGCGGGGCCGAGCGGCGAGGACCCCUUCACCACCUGUGUAUCCCACUCCAUGGAGGUCGUAAAAGAAGCUUCGUCAAUCGCCCUCUCAGUGCCAUCACAAAAGUCACCCUGGGGCGGCGUUGCGCAAGGUGAGCGAUGCCACCGUGGCUGAGCCGCCAUCUUCUAUCAGCCGGAGCCUUCGUUUCGAAUACACGCCAGGCCCCGCCCCAAGCACAGCUCCUGCGUCCUCAUUGGACAUCGUGGGUAAUCCAAGCGCUGCAGUCCGAGUCCGCGCACUCGUUACCGGAACCGGCCUUGCAGGCCCUUCGGCGCCUGCGUAUUCGUGAAGUGUGAGAAAAGCGCGCGUCUGUUGGGACGGGAAAUCAGCCUUUCUAUUGGUCAGGGUUAGAAACCCCGCCUUUGAGGCAUUUUCAACCAAUGGAAGCGCGGCAUUCUUCAUUUAAACUGUCUAUAAAUUCCUGCUUAGGCAAAGUUAAGAGUGGUGCCAGGGAUUUGAACCUCGCUUACGAGGUUUGGUGCUCCAUCUUCUGAGUAUCGCCGGGAUUUUGAAUCGCGAUGAUCAUCCCCUCCCUAGAGGAGCUGGACUCCCUCAAGUACAGUGACCUGCAGAACUUAGCCAAGAGUCUGGGUCUCCGGGCCAACCUGCGGGCAGACAAGUUGUUAAAAGCCUUGAAAGGCCACAUUAAACAUGAGGCAAGAAAAGAAAAUGAGAAUCAGGAUGAAAGUCAAACUUCUGCAUCCUCUUGUGAUGAGACUGAGAUGCAGAUCAGCAACCAGGAACAAGCUGAGAGAGAGCCAACUGGCCAUGUCACCAAAACAAGGAGAAGGCGCAGGACUGUCCGUGUGGACCCUGACUCGCAGAAUCAUGAAAAGCGGGAAAACCAGGAUCUCAGAGCUACUGCAAAUGUUCCUUCUCCACCAGAUGAGCACCAAGGAGCUGAGAAUGCUGUUUCCUCAGGUAAACGUGGAAUAAAUGGCUGCCGCCCAGGCUGGAGUGCAAAGGUGCAAUCUCUGCUCACUACAACCCUAGACUUUAAGAAGCUUCAUGAAGCUCAUUUUAAGGAAAUGGAGUCCAUCGAUCAAUAUAUUGAGAGAAAAAAGAAACAUUUUGAAGAACACAAUUCCAUAAAUGAUCUGAAGCAGCAUCCCAUCAAUAAGGGAGGGGUCAGGACUCCAGUACCUCCAAGAGGAAGACUCUCUGUGGCUUCUACUCCCAUCGGCCAACGACACUCGCGAGGCCGGUCUUGUGGCCCUGCAAGUCAGAGUACCUUGGGUCUGAAGGGGUCACUCAAGCGCUCUGCUAUCUCUGCAGCUAAAACAGGUGUCAGGUUUUCAGCUGCUACUAAAGAUAAUGAGCAUAAGCGUUCACUAACCAAGACUCCAGCCAGAAAGUCUGCACGUGUGACCGUGUCUGGGGGCACCCCAAAAGUUAUUACCCCAUUCAAGUUGACAACUGAGGCAACGCAGACUCCAGUCUCCAAUAAGAAACCAGUGUUUGAUCUUAAAGCAAGUUUGUCUCGUCCCCUCAACUAUGAACCACACAAAGGAAAGCUAAAACCAUGGGGGCAAUCUAAAGAAAAUAAUUAUCUAAAUCAACAUAUCAACAGAAUUAACUUCUACAAGAAAACUUACAAACAACCUCAUCUCCAGACAAAGGAAGAGCAACGGAAGAAACGCGAGCAAGAACGAAAGGAGAAGAAAGCAAAGGUUUUGGGAAUGCGAAGGGGCCUCAUUUUGGCUGAAGAUUAAUAAUUUUUUAACAUCUUGUAAAUAUUCCUGUAUUCUGAAUAUUUUUCCUUUUGUAAAUUUUUUUUUUAUGUCUUCCCUACUUUAGUCACGAGAUCUUUUUCUGCUAACUGUUCAUAUUCUAUGUAGUGUCCAUGUAUGUAGUAUCCAUGGGUUCUUCAUGUGCUACAAUCUCUGAAAAGACAUUAUCACCUUAAAGCUCACAUUCUUUGGGAUAGUUUUUACUUAAGUCCCUAUACAAUUCAGGUGUCUGAGACACAUCCUAAAAUUCUGUUCCUAGAUUUUUAAUGUUGUUUCCCCUGCUGGUUCUAAUAUUAAUAGAACCACAGUCUUCUGCUAGCCUACAGCAUUUAUCUAAUGGCAGCUAGUUAUACAAGCUUCAGGAGAAUUUAAACAAUAACAAGAAUAGGGUAAGCUGGGAUAGAAAGGCCACCUCUUCAGUCUCUAUAGAAUAUAGUAACCUUUAUGAAACGGGGCCAUAUGAUUUGGUUAUGACAUCAAUAUUUUUCCUAGGUGAAAUUGUUUAGGCUUGUGCACCUUUGUUCAAAUAACCUCAUGUAAUUGCCAUCUGUCACUCACUCUAUUUGCAUAAAUAAAACUCCACAACUCAUUCUAACAUUGCUUACUUGAAAGCUACAUAGUCCUAUCGAAAUGUGAGGAUUAAUGCUUUAAUGCUUUUAGAGACAGGGUCUCACUAUGUUGCCCAGGCUGGUCUCAAACUCCACCAAAUAUACUUCUUAUUCAUUUUAUGGAAAAGACGAGGCUUUGCUUAGUAUCAUGUCCAUGUUUCCUUCACCUCAGUGGAGCUUCUGAGUUUUAUACUGCUCAAGAUUGUCAUUAAUAAAAUUUUUUCUCAUUGU
Piliocolobus tephrosceles (Ugandan red Colobus) is the source of this 2888-nucleotide messenger RNA. RefSeq names its product nucleolar and spindle associated protein 1 (gene NUSAP1). The transcript is spliced from 12 exons. The coding region runs from base 838 to 2031 and encodes 397 amino acids. The record is from RefSeq and is a predicted model, not a curated record. Gene Ontology annotation, molecular function: microtubule binding. Gene Ontology annotation, biological process: mitotic chromosome condensation; establishment of mitotic spindle localization; mitotic cytokinesis. Gene Ontology annotation, cellular component: nucleolus; mitotic spindle; microtubule. NCBI's taxonomy places the organism in Eukaryota, Metazoa, Chordata, Mammalia, Primates, Cercopithecidae.